CUCGCCAUGGCAGCCCCAGCCCUUGCCUUCCCGGACACACGGCCGGGGAGGCCAUGGAUCAGGAGCUCCAAGAAGCCGACGUCCUCUGGCCUCAGCACAACUCCGACCACCGCCGCGACGGCGACGACGGCAGCAACGUCGACGGGGACAUAACAAAGCUAUCCUCGCCGGAGCUGUCUGCCCCGGUCCCCGUGCCUCACCGGAAGCGGCGGUCUCGCUCCUGGUCGACGUCCGACGGGAGCGGCAGUGGCAACGACGACUGCAGCGACGGCGACGUCCGAUGCACCAACGACGCAAAGAGGAACGUGCCGCCGCACGUCCUGACCGAGCGGCGGCGGAGGCUCGCCGGGAGGUCGACGGCGGCCUACUCCAUGUGCAGCGGGAAAGGGAGGACGCUCAAAGGGCGGGACCUCCGCAACAUCAGGAACCUCGUCCUCAGGUUGACCGGAUUCAUCGAGAAAUGAAAUGGAUUCAGCACCGUGGAUGUGGAUAUAUUGCUGCAUUGCUUGGGAACGUCCAUGUCCAUGGACGUGUGUGAAAGUUUGUGGCAACCUAAUUAGAGUUUUCAGUGAGCGCAGAGGUGAAGAAAGACAAGAAAUGUAGCAAUAACUCUCUGUUUAAUUAAUUAAUUUUAUCUGUUUAAUUGAAUUUAGCAUGUGUAGCGUGCGAGCAGCUUGCUCAAGAAUAAAUGUACAUUCAUAAGAAACAGAGCAAAAGGGGUGGAGGAUUAAAAUGUUAACUGGAGCCGAAUAAUAGAGCUACUACUAGCUAUGUAAAAGCAUUUUAUUAGCUUGUGAUCCUUAUGUAAGCCAAUUGUAUGUAAGCGGCCGGUGUUUACUCGUUGCUAAAUACAGUAUAUUGAGAAGGUA
This is a messenger RNA of Triticum urartu, 869 nucleotides long. RefSeq lists its product as uncharacterized. The record is from RefSeq and is a predicted model, not a curated record. Lineage: Eukaryota; Viridiplantae; Streptophyta; Magnoliopsida; Poales; Poaceae.